CUCAGCGCCAGAGCUGUUGGGCAGGCCACGACCUCAGCCCGAACUACCUUCAAUCUGUCGCAAGCCAGGACCUUUGCCAGUGGUCUGCAUCGAGAGGACAAGAGGACGGCCAUUGUCACUGGUGCGAGUCGUGGAAUCGGCAAGGCAAUCGCUCUUCGUCUAGCCCAAGACGGCUACGAUCUAUGCAUCAACGAUGUCGAAGCCAACAAGCAGGGCAUUGACGACGUCGUCAAUCAAGUCAAAGCAGCAGGCGUCAAUGCUGUAGGUGCCGUCGGCGACGUCUCGGUUCUCUCCCAGGUUGAGUCUGUUAUACAAACCAGCGUCAAAGAACUGGGACCUCUGAACACAAUGAUUGCGAAUGCUGGAAUCGCCCAAGUCAAGCCUUUGCUGGACCUGACGACCGAGGAUUUCGAGCGCAUGUUCAGAAUCAACGUCUUCGGUGUACAGAAUUGUUACAGCGCUGCAGCACGGCAGAUUAUCUCGCAGGGCAAUGCUACUACUGAGGCACCCUGCAAGAUGCUGGCUGCAGCCUCGAUUGUCGCUUUCAAACCCUUCGCUCUCCUCUCACACUAUUCGGCGUCCAAGUGGGCCGUCAGAGGACUCACACAAGCUUAUGCGAUGGAGAUGGCCGAACAUCAUAUCACCGUGAACUCUUAUGCACCAGGCAUCGUGGGUACGGCCAUGUGGGACCUCAUCGACGAGGAGCUAGGCAAGAAGCGCGGCAAUGAUCUGGGACAGUAUACUGAUGAGUUGAUCGCACUCCAGCGGGUAUCCGUUCCGGAAGACGUGGCAAAGCUAGUGUCCUUCCUUGCUGGUCCAGACAGCGAUUAUAUCACAGGACAGUGCCAGGUCGUGGAUGGCGGUAUCAUCUUCACA
Molecule: messenger RNA, 876 nt
Organism: Aureobasidium musti
Lineage: Eukaryota; Fungi; Ascomycota; Dothideomycetes; Dothideales; Saccotheciaceae
Source: the annotation of a GenBank genome assembly